Messenger RNA from Acanthocheilonema viteae, 1899 nucleotides. Lineage: Eukaryota; Metazoa; Nematoda; Chromadorea; Rhabditida; Onchocercidae. The record is from the annotation of a GenBank genome assembly.
AUGGAAGAAGCAAUACAAAAAGAGUUGGGAUUAAAAACUCUCAGAUCAUUCGGUGGUGCAGCUAGUGGUUGCAUCAGCAAAGGAAGUGGUUAUCAUUCAGAUCUUGGUGAUCUGUUCAUCAAAUUUAGUGACCGUGAAAAUGCUAAGCGUAUGUUCGAUGGAGAAUUUGCAAGUUUAGAAGCUAUAUAUCGUACGAAAACAAUACUUGUACCAAAACCAGUCAAGAAUAUAUCCGUUAAUAAUCGGCACUGCUUUAUUACGGAAUACGUUGAUUUACAUGGUCCUUCGAAACCUUCACAACUUGGUCAAGAUUUGGCACGGUUACAUAUGCACAAUGCAUGUUUAUUGAAAGAGAAAGAGCGUGCAAGUAAUUUUGUUGGCGGUCAGGAAAAAGCCGCAGAAUCAAUUACGCAAUUUGGAUUUCAUAUGCCCACUUGUUGUGGUUAUUUGCCCCAAAUGAAUGAAUGGUGUGGCGAUUGGGUGAAACAUAACGACAGAGAUUUGCUAUCAUUAUGGCCUCAGUUGGAACGAAAAAUUCCAACAUUCUUUAAAGAUAUUGGAAGUAUUGUUCCAGCUCUUGUUCACGGAGAUUUAUGGUCUGGAAACUAUGGUUAUUGUAUGGAUGGACCAGUGGUUUUUGACCCUGCUUCAUUUUAUGCUCAUAGUGAAUAUGAACUUGGUAUAAUGAAAAUGUUCGGAGGUUUUGGUAAAGCUGUUUAUUCCGCUUAUCAUGAAAUCAUUCCUGAAGCAAAAGGCAUUCAAAAACGUGUCCAAUUGUAUGAACUAUUCCACCAUCUGAAUCAUUGAGUGGCGGUGAUGGAGUGUUUCUCGAAGGAUGAUGAGGGCAGGCUUGAUGAACUUAUUUUCAUUCAUCGUUUUGCAUUUACUAUUGCUUAUGUGGAUAGUCGUAUUCAUUCGGCUACAUUUUCCUCCACCUACGGUAGCCGUUCCAUUGACUGGUUUUUUGAUAUAUCAUGUGAUCGCCGAGCACCACAAAUUCGACUUGCACAACGACGAAUGCGAAUCGACGAAACGUACCCGUCGGGUCUUAUUCUUCUCAAAUAUUAUGCUGUUUCCAGGAAGUAUGAUCAAAUUAAUGAAUUCGAAAUGCAAGAAAGACCAUUCAGUGGCUUAUUUGUUGUUCCAGAAGAUAGUGAAUUCUUUCGGUCGAUUUUCACUACCCUCCAUUCGCAAACAUUUGAUGGUGGUGAAAUAGUUCUUACCGUGAGAAUUAUUUUCAAAGUUAAAGAUUUUUUCGGAAUGCUACGACGUCGUGAAAGGGCUCCACCGACUCAAAUUCACGAGAACGAUUCUCGAUCAGUCGCAUUGGCACAAAUUCUAGAUGUUCAAAGAGAUUUCAAAAUUAUGGCUAAUGAUGGAGAGAUUAAGACAUCAAAAUAUUUGCUGUACUUGUCGACAAAUUACUUCCACGAGUUGAUCACGACAAACCCGUUCGCUUCCUCUACUGUCCUUGACUUUAAUCGUGAAAUUAUUGAAAAGGUUCUUGACUUUGCAUUUAAAGGCACUUAUAAUAUGGAAGUACAGUUAAUUGACAAAGUUCGGAAAUUUUUGCAGUGCUUCCGACAGAAUUGGAAAAGUGUGAGUUUGGACGACGCCGUCAAAAUACUAGAUAUCGCUUACGAACAACAGUUUGCCAAUCUUCUCGAUUCGGCGAUGAACCUUAUUGUCGAUCAGUACUUCAUUGAUUUUCGACUCGGGUACAAUGAACAUUCGGAAGGUGAGAACGGAGAGCUAUUUCGACGGCUGAACCAUUCGGAGAUUGCCGAUUUCUUGGCUCCGACGAACGUAAUGUUAACAAGUUAUCGGAAACGUGGUUCUGUGACGCGAAUAUUGAAAUAUAAAACAAGAGUACCUCCAAAAAGACAGUUUGUUGAAUGA